Colletotrichum karsti is the source of this 1551-nucleotide messenger RNA. Its product is annotated as FAD binding domain-containing protein. Bases 1 to 1551 code for a protein of 516 amino acids. Gene Ontology annotation, molecular function: FAD binding. The transcript is spliced from 2 exons. The record is from RefSeq and is a predicted model, not a curated record. Lineage: Eukaryota; Fungi; Ascomycota; Sordariomycetes; Glomerellales; Glomerellaceae.
AUGGUUGGUCUGAAACAUCUUGCAUCUGCCAUUGCAGCCUAUCUUUCUCUCCCGGCCGUUGCGGCAUCCGAUGAAGCAGCUCAAACUACCACGCCUGUCGCCAGUCUACCCGGUUCUGAGAAGAUCGCCUGUUCAGUUCUGAGCCAGAAGUAUCCGAAACAUACCUUCCUCGCCGGCUCCGAUGGGUACCUCUACGAGACUCAAACGCAAUACUGGUCCGCAACGGCCCACGACAGCCCAGCAUGCGUCUUCGUCCCGCAGGACGCCCAACAAGUCUCCUUCGCCGUCACUACCCUCACCCUCAGCUUGACCAAGUUCGCAGUCCGCAGCGGCGGUCACAUGCCCGUGGUAGGCUCCAACAGCAUCGGGUCCACGGGCGUGCUGCUGUCGACAUCCAACCUGACAUCAUUGGCCAUCUCCGAAGACAGGGCAACCGUAUCAGUCGGCGCGGGCAACAGAUGGAGAGACGUCUACUCUUACCUCCAACCCUAUGGCCUCGCGGCGGUCGGCGGUCGAGUCGGCGGCGUCGGGGUCUCUGGCUUGUUGCUCGGGGGCGGCAUCUCAUUCUACUCGAACCAGUACGGCUUCGCCGCCGACAACGUCGUGCGCUACGAGGCCGUCCUGGCCAGCGGUCUCGUGGUCGAGGCCACCGCCGCGAACGCCUACUCGGACCUGUUCUGGGCCCUGAAGGGCGGCGGCAACUCCUUCGCCAUCGUCACCCGGUUUGAUCUGAAGACGGUCGAGUCGCCCAAGGUCUGGGUUGGUAUCUCUCAGUAUGCGCAGAACGAGAGCGAUAAGUACCUCGACGCCGUGUACAACUUUGGGAAGUACGGUUCUGCCGAUGGCAAGGCGGCUAUCAUUCCGACUAUCCUCACCUACCCAUCGUACAACAUCACGGCGUAUGCGGCGGCGAGAUUCUACGACUCCGAGACCGCCCCCGGGACGGCUUUUGAGAACUUCACGUCCCCGGUGCUUGUGCCUGUGGAUGAUUCGUAUGCGUUGCAGCCUCUUGCCGAGUAUGUCAGCGCUGUCGAUGCUUUGCAGCCCACGGGUCUCCGUCAAGAAUUUCGUGUCCUGUCAUUGGUCGUUGACCGCGAAGCCGUCGCCCUCGUCCACGACUCCUUCAUCGAAGCCGCGAACUCCAGGCUAUCCUCCAUUGUUGGACUUUCGGCCUCCAUCUCAUUCCAGCCCAUCACCAAGGAGUUCAUCGAGCAAGGCAUCAGCCGAGGCGGGCCUGAUCCGCAGGGUGUCGACCCGGCCAAGGCGCCGUAUUUCUGGGUUGUGGAGAACUUGUCGUGGCAGAACGCCAAGGACGACGUGACGGCGCGCGAGUUCGCCGAGACUGUCACAGUUGACAUUGAGACGGCUCUUGAGGCCAAGGGCGUUGCUGGUGGGUAUCUGUACUUGAACGAUGCCGGAAAGGGUCAGCGCAUCUUUCAGAGUUAUCCGUCUGCGAACGUGGCCAAGCUCAAGGCCAUCCGGACGAAGUAUGAUCCUCUGAGGAUCUACACUAACCUGUUAACUGGUGGUUGGAAGGUGUUGGAUGCUUGA